Molecule: messenger RNA, 1380 nt
Organism: Iphiclides podalirius (scarce swallowtail)
Lineage: Eukaryota; Metazoa; Arthropoda; Insecta; Lepidoptera; Papilionidae
Source: the annotation of a GenBank genome assembly
AUGAGAAGGAGUAUGUUUAAUGUGGACAUUCUUUUCAAUGACAAGACAUCAGCAGAUUUUUUUGGUAAAAGAGCUACAAUAGACGACAUCAUAUCUUCGGUUGUUAGCAAUCGCUUUAAUGAGAAGAUGGAGUUAAAUUUGUCCAACUUUUGCAAUGAUCCUGAAUUUUUUAGAACAAAAAUUCAUUUUUAUAAAUUGUUCCUUUUAUCAAACUUCAAAAUACUAAUGCUAAGAAUGGGAAGGGACACAAAGAUUCUGAACUUAAGCAACAACAAGUUAGAUCAAGUACCAUUACACAUAUUAAAUUUCUUCAUAAAAGGAGAUUUAAUUGGCCUCAAUUUAAGCUAUAAUGAUAUUCCGUCUAUCCAAGAGCAAUUCAGGGUAAGCAGCAAAAUUGAGAAACUCUGGCUUGAGGGAAACCCAUUAUGUGAUGAGAUGGACCCUGGUUCCUACAUCAAGCAGAUUCUUAUAAAAUUUCCUCGGUUGACUGAACUAGAUGGUAUAAAAAUCAAUCAACAUGGCAUCCUUUAUCCAUUUUCCAAACAAUUCUCGGUAACUCCUGAUAGGAGGACGAAGCUGGUUGUCGAAAAGUUUUUGACCCAUUACUUUUCACAUUAUGAUACAUCACCACGUACAAAAAUCGAAAUGUUCUAUGAUAUUGCAGCUGUGUUGACCAUAUCCAUCAAUUUACCUGAACACGAUGCCCAAGGACUAGUGCACUACGCGUGCAAUUCCCGAAAUGCCCUUAACCCCGCCCAGCGAGUGUUGAUAGAGAGGAAGCAGAGAAUGUUCACCGGUAGGAAGAAUAUAGUAGCCGUCCUCUCGCGGUUUCCGGAGACCGAACAUGACCUGAACACAUUCACCUUGGACGUCAUGCAGCAUGACAAUAAGCACAUGGUUCUAGUAUUAAAUGGAAUCUUUAAGGAGAAAAGUGUAAACUCUCAAGACAACUACAUUCAGUUCACAAGGACCUUUGUUUUCAGUGUAUACAAGAUUCAUUCAACCUACGCUUACCACAUCACGAACGAGAUGUUUAGUGUCACAUUAGCAAACCCUGAGCAAAAAGAAAAUAGUUUUAAGUGUCCCAUGAAGCAUUAUAAUGGAUUGCGCCUUUUGAAUCCGAGCGAGAUGGAAUCGGAGACGAUUUGCAGAAUGUUCAUGCAUCUCACUAUGUUAAGAAAGGAAGAAGCGGAAAGACGUUUAAAAGAUCGCAAUUGGGAUAUACGGCUCGCAUUAAUGGAUUUUGUCAACGAUAUGAAAAUAAGCAAAAUAACCAACGAAAACAUAAUGGAAGUCGAAGACGAUUAUUUGGAGCACCAUUGUAGAGAGUCACCAAGUGAGUAUUUGGGCCAGAAGAGGCGGAAGAAAGACAGAUGUGUA